Messenger RNA from Diceros bicornis minor, 2135 nucleotides. Its product is annotated as sialic acid-binding Ig-like lectin 13. NCBI's taxonomy places the organism in Eukaryota, Metazoa, Chordata, Mammalia, Perissodactyla, Rhinocerotidae. Bases 14 to 1681 code for a protein of 555 amino acids. Gene Ontology annotation, molecular function: sialic acid binding. Gene Ontology annotation, cellular component: plasma membrane. Gene Ontology annotation, biological process: cell adhesion. The record is from RefSeq and is a predicted model, not a curated record. The transcript is spliced from 9 exons.
UCUGACACCAGAGAUGUCACUGCUGCUGCUGCUGCUGGUGCCCCUGGUGUGGACAGGGCCCCUGGCUCAGGAUGGGAGAUUCCGGCUACAAGUGAAGUCUGUGACGGUGCAGGAGGGGCUGUGCGUCCAUGUGCCCUGCACUGUCACCUACCCCCCGAUCAAUUACACUAACACUGACCCAGCUUACGGCUACUGGUUCCAAGAAACAGAUCAUCCAGCCCUGGUUGCUCCUGUGGCCACAAACAAACCAAAUCGUACAGUGCUGGAGGAGACCCAGGGCAGAUUCCACCUCCUUGGGGAUCCCCGGACCCACAACUGCUCCCUGGACAUCACAGACACCAUGGGGAGGGACAAUGGGAAAUAUUUCUUUAGGGUGGAGAGAGGGUCUUUUGUCAAAUAUAAUUACAAAGAGAACCUACUUUCUGUGCAUGUGACGGCUCUGACACAGACACCUGACAUCCACAUCCAGGGGACCCUAGAAUCUGGCCACCCCAAGACCAUUACCUGUGCAGUGCCAUGGGCCUGUGAAAGGGGGACACCCCCCACCUUCUUCUGGAUCGGGGUCGCCCUCACCGCCCUGGGCCCCAAGACUCUCCACUCCUCGGUGCUCACCCUCACCCCGCGGCCCCAGGACCACGGCACCAACCUCACCUGUCGAGUGACCUUCCCCAGAGCUGAUGUGAGCACAGAGAGGACCAUCCAGCUCAAUGUGUCCUAUGCGCCCCAGAACCUGACCAUCAGCGUGUUCCAGAAAGAAGGCACAGCUUUCUUGCCAGGACCCAAACCUCUGGGCAACGGCUCCUCUCUUCCAGUCCAGGAGGGCCAGUCCCUGCGCCUGGUCUGUGUUGCCGACAGCAACCCUCCUGCCAUGAUGAGCUGGACCAAGGGGAGCCUGCCUCUGAGCCCCUCCUCACCUUCAAACCCUGGGGUCCUGGAGCUGCCCCGGGUGGAGCUGGGGCACCACGGGAAAUACGUCUGCCGAGCUCAGCACCUGUUGGGCUCCCUGGAAGCCGCCCUGAGCCUCUUUGUGACCAAGCCCCCACAGCUGCUCGGACCCUCCUGCUCCUGGGAGGACGAGUGUCUGCACUGCAGAUGCUCUGCACAAGCCCAGCCGACCCCCUCCCUGUACUGGCGGCUGGGGGAAGAACUGGUGAUGGGGAACCACAGCAACACCUCCCUCACCGUCACCUCCAGCUCCACCGGACCUUGGGCCAACAGCUUCCUGAGCCUCAGUGGGGGGCUCUACUCCAGCCUCAGACUCAGCUGUGAGGCCAGAAAUGCCCAUGGGAACCAGAGCGCCACUGUCCUGCUGCUACCAGGGAGACCAGGACCCAGGACAGAUGGCAUUGUGGGGGCCAUCAGGGGAGCUGGUGUCACAGCCCUGCUCACUCUCUGCCUCUGCCUCAUCUUCUUCCUAGUGAAGAUCUACAGGAAGAAAUCAGCAGAGAAGGCAGCGAGCAGGGAUGGUGUCCAUCCUGCAUCGAGUACCGUGUCCUCGGGUCACCUGCAUGAAUCCAAGUCAGAUAGUCCCUUGGACCACCCGACCACAGCUGCUCCCGCCUCCACCUCAGAGGAGGAGCAGGAACUCCAUUACGCUUCCCUCAGUUUCCAGAGGAUGACAUCACGUGACAUUCAGGAGCAGGAGACCACAGAGUACUCAGAAAUCAAGGUCCGGAUAUGAUGACCCUCUCCUCAACCACCCUCAGCUGAAUGGAGCCCAGAAAAGGCAUUUCUGAGGAAGAUGUGUGUCAGGCACCAAUUCUUGAAGAGUUGACAGCCCUCUGAGCCAAAGCUUAUAAAUGGGAAUGUGAGGCUCCUUGGAGUGGCUGAAGGUCACAGAGAUUCCUGGGUUCAAACCCAGGCUCAGCUACUUACUAAGGGUGUUAGAUCAGGCAGUCACUUCACACAACUCUCUGUGCCUUAGUUUCCUCCUCUGUAAAGUGGGGGAUAAUAUUCAUGAGGUACAUUGUUAAAUGGGAAAAAAUGCACCACUGGAAUUGUUAAGUACAUCAUGUGUUACAUUUCCCUCAGGAUGGAGGGAGAUGGAGAGCUUGUGGCUCUACCAAGUACCUCUAUUUUGCUUUACUAUUUUUAGGAAAAUGUAUUAUUUUAUUUUUCAUUUUUCCUUUUUUUUA